Molecule: messenger RNA, 1752 nt
Organism: Scedosporium apiospermum
Lineage: Eukaryota; Fungi; Ascomycota; Sordariomycetes; Microascales; Microascaceae
Product: Cycloheximide resistance
Exons: 3
Coding region: 1-1752 (583 amino acids)
Biological process (GO): transmembrane transport
Molecular function (GO): transmembrane transporter activity
Source: RefSeq, a predicted model, not a curated record
AUGGACAAAGAUCUAGAGGCGGCUGGGGCCGCCCCGAACUUAGCGAUACCGCCCUUCACGGCCUUUCGCGGCGUCUCACUCCCUCCGCCGCCGCCACCGCCGAAGGAUGAGGGGUAUAGACCGAGUACGGCAUCUACGAAAAGGCUCUCGUAUUCGACAACAGUAUCUACUUCACAAAGGACGAUAAAGUAUGCGAAGUGGGGCAGGUUCGCAGGAACCGAGCUGUCACCACAGCCCAGCGAUGAUCCAGAGGACCCAUUGAACUGGCCGCAAUGGAGGAAAGAACUCAAUUUUGCUUCCUUGAUAGUCUUCGUCGCUCUCGUAUCGGCCAUGAAGACCAUCUUCAUCAGUGUCAACAACGUUAUGGCGAGGAGAUACAAUGUUUCGUACUCAUCAGUAGCCGCUCUCACGGCCGUUCCUCUCAUAGUGUCGGCAUUUUCCGGGCUGGCCAGCGUCACCGCCGCCAAGGUGUGGGGAAAGCGCCCAGUGUACCUGGUUUCGAUGACACUGGUGUUCAUCGGAUCGAUGUGGAACAUGAGGACUCUGGACAGCUACCGGCAGUGCAUGGCUGCGCGAGUCUUUCAAGGCCUUGGCUGGGGUGCCUUUGACACGCUGGUGCUCGGAUCUAUUUACGACACCUUUUUUGAACAUGAGCGCGGGAUCAGAAUCGCCAUUUACAACAUCGUCACCGUCGCCGUAACCUGGGGUGCUCCCCUCUUCGGCGGCCUCGCCUCCCGCAACGCGGGUCGCUUUACCCUUCAAUUCGAAAUUAUCAACUCAUUCUUCGCCGUCGCCGUGCCUCUUCUCGUCUUCGGCACCGCCGAGACCACUUUCGACCAUAUCUGGAGUGUUUCGCUUCAGACUCCCGGCACCGCCAUGAGCCAAUUCCGCCGGCCUCUCAUCCCCAAGGGACCCCUCAAGAUCACCAAGCAAGAUGUCUUCGACUACCUCAAGACCAUUCCACCCGUCUCCUACAAGGGCAACCUGGAGACUCACGUGCUUUUGCAGGCUCCUCGCGCUUUCGCCGCCCCUACGACUCUCCUCCUCUUCGUCGUUACAUUCUUGCCCUACGGCUCCCUCUGGGCCGUUUCCGAGACCCUCUCGCUCCUCUUCACUACAGAGCCCUUCGCUCUCAGAGAGGACAGCAUCAGCAGCCUCAUGGGCGGUCCCUUCAUGAUCAUGACCAUCCUCGUCUCCCUCGUCGCCUACUACAAGCCCUACCAGGCCAGGUUCGACAAGGAAAAGCACUUCGUCACCCUCAUCGCCGGAACCGCCUUCUUCAUGUCCGGCCUCCUCUCCUUCGGCCUCGCCACCACCCCAAAUCUCCUCAACACCGUCUCCGCUUUCAACUACCCGCUCCUCGCCUUCCUUCUUGCCCUCCUCGCCGCUGGCUUCACAGCUCUCGACGCCACCGUCUCCCCUCUCAUCUUCAACUCGUCCCAAUUCACCUCUUCCAAUCUUUAUUCCUGCCUGCGCAACGUCGCCGACAUGUCCACCGGCGUCUCCUGUCUCCGCACGCUCUUCGCGGGCAUCCUCGUCCAAGCCGUGCCUUCGGCCGUCGCUGCCGACAGGGGAGAGCUGGCGAGACACGCCGUCGGUUUGUCCUGCGCCCAGGUGCUCGUUGCUCUCGGCGCCGGCGCGGUCUGGUGGGUGUGGGGCGACCGAGUUCGGAGGUGGGAUGGGCGCGUCAUGGGUCUUGUAGACCUGAGCAUGUUGAGGCGAAACGAGAGCUUCUUCGAGUACGACGAUUGA